Molecule: messenger RNA, 980 nt
Organism: Saitoella complicata NRRL Y-17804
Lineage: Eukaryota; Fungi; Ascomycota; Saitoellomycetes; Saitoellales; Saitoellaceae
Product: Brix-domain-containing protein
Exons: 2
Coding region: 21-980 (319 amino acids)
Biological process (GO): maturation of LSU-rRNA from tricistronic rRNA transcript (SSU-rRNA, 5.8S rRNA, LSU-rRNA); ribosomal large subunit assembly
Cellular component (GO): nucleolus
Molecular function (GO): rRNA binding
Source: RefSeq, a predicted model, not a curated record
GACAAAAAGUUGCAGUUGCAAUGCUCAGGACAUCCAAGCCAAAGAACGCCCGUGCCAAGCGUGCUCUCGCUCAGCGUGAGCCCAAGUUGGUCGAGAAUGCAAAGAAGGCCAUCUUCAUCCGCGGAUCAACAGCCUCUGGUCUCGUCCAGACCGCCAUGGCAGACCUCUACUCCCUGAAAAAGCCCGAUGCAAUCAACUUUACCAAGAAGAACGAGGUCCACCCCUUCGAGGACCCCUCCUCCAUUGAGUUCUGGUCAGAGAAAAACGAUUCGUCGCUGUUAGUCGUCGGUACGCACACCAAGAAGAGACCACACAACUUGACUUGGUGCAGAACGUUCAGUUACCAGGUUCUCGAUGUGAUUGAGUUGGGAAUUCAGAAUUUCAAGCCUAUAGCCGAGUUCAAGACACAGGGAUCCGCUGUCGGCCUGAAACCCCUCAUGCUCUUCAACGGACCCAUUUUCGAUACCCACCCUAACUACAAACACGCCAAGUCUUUGUUCAUUGACUUUUUCCGCGGUGAGCAGGUUCAGAGCAUCGAUGUCGCCGGUCUGCAGUACAUCAUCUCGGUCUCCGCUGGCGAGGCGACCGACGACGUUCCCCAUCCCCAAAUCAACUUCCGCGCAUACCUCAUCCAAACCAAGAAAUCCGGCCAGAAGCUCCCUAGAAUCGAACUCCAAGAAAUGGGUCCCAGAAUCGAUUUCUCUGUGCGAAGAGUCCAGGCGCCGAACGACGAUGUCUGGAAUGAGGCGACCAAGAAGCCUAAGCAGUUGAUGCCGAAGACAAAGAAGAAUGUUGGCAUGAACGAGAUUGGAGACAAGACUGGAAGGAUCCACGUUGGAAGACAGGAUUUGACGAAGAUGCAGACCAGAAAGAUGAAAGGAUUGAAGAAGAGGGCAGGGGAGGAUGCUGAUGAGGAGGUCGUAGCGGAGGCACGGUCGAAGAAGGCGAGAACAUCUGACGCGAUGGACGAGACAGAGUAA